AUCACCACCAUCGCCACCACCAUCACCACAGACACCUGCCGCGGUCCUCACUCGCUCCACGGACCCCAUCUGCACCACACCACCACCACCACCACCACCACAGUUCCCCAGACACCGACUCUUCUCUUCUGCUUUGAUUUGCUUUCCUUGGCGCCAAAAUGACAACGUACACGAACAAGGGACCCAAGCCUGACUCUGGUCGCUUUCUUCACUUCGACCACGUGACUUUCUGGGUCGGCAACGCGAAGCAGGCCGCCAGCUACUACAUAUCACGCAUGGGAUUCGAACCGUUUGCCUACAAGGGUUUGGAAACUGGAUCCCGCCAAGUUGCUGCUCAUGCGGUCAAGCAGGAUAAGAUCAUCUUCGUGUUCGCCAACGCCCUUACGCCGAACAACGAGGAGAUGGGAAAACACUUGAUUCAACAUGGCGACGGGGUGAAGGACGUGGCGUUUACCGUGGAGGACCUGGACGCCAUCAUGAAGACAUCCAAGGAGCGAGGAGCGAAGAUAGUGAAGGAGAUCUGGGAGGAGGAGGAUGAGGACGGCAAAGUUAGGAUGGCUCGCGUGCAGACGUACGGGGACACAACCCACACCUUCAUUGAGCGAGAGACUUACUCUGGUUUGUUCCUGCCAGGGUUCAAAAAGCCAAGACACGCAGUCGAUAAAUUGUCGCAGAAGCUGCCCCCGACCAACCUGCGCUUCAUAGACCACAUCGUAGGGAACCAGCCGGAUUUGGAGAUGGAGAACGUGGUAGAAUGGUAUGAAAAGCAUCUAAUGUUCCACCGCUUCUGGUCAGUGGACGACAAGGACAUCAGCACCGAAUACUCCUCCCUGCGCUCUGUGGUGGUCACUAACUAUGAGGAGACGAUCAAGAUGCCGAUCAACGAGCCAGCGCCGGGCAAGAGGAAGAGUCAGAUUCAAGAGUACGUGGACUACUAUGGGGGGGCGGGGGUCCAGCACAUCGCUCUCAACACCAACGACAUCAUCACCUCAAUCACAAACUUGAAGGAACGCGGCAUGCUGUUCCUGGAGGUGCCUAAGACUUACUACCAGCAGCUGAGACAAAGACUGGCGGAAUCCAAGGUCAAAAUAGCCGAGGAGAUGGACGUGUUGGAGAAGCUGAACAUUCUGGUGGACUUCGAUGACAACGGAUACCUUCUGCAACUGUUUACGAAGAACAUGCAGGACCGCCCCACCGUCUUCCUGGAGGUCAUUCAACGCCGCAAUCAUACUGGUUUUGGAGCAGGCAAUUUCAAGGCAUUGUUUGAAGCCAUUGAGUUGGAACAAGAAGCAAGAGGAAACCUGUAAACCUUCCUCUUCCUCUUCCUCAUCUUCCUUUUCCUCCUCCUCCUCCUCCUCCUCAUCUUCUUGUCAUUGUUUUUUCUUCUUUCUCAUGUUCCUCCUCCCAUUAUUAUUUUUUUAUUUCCUCUAUCCUCCCCUUCCUCCUCUUUUUUUUUCAUUAUCUUCCUAUUUUGCAUCUCCUCUUCCUCCUCCUCCUCCUCCUUUUCCAUCUCCUCCUUUUCCAUCUCCUUCUCCGCCUAUGAACACUCAAAAC
This is a messenger RNA of Portunus trituberculatus (swimming crab), 1554 nucleotides long. Its product is annotated as 4-hydroxyphenylpyruvate dioxygenase-like. The record is from RefSeq and is a predicted model, not a curated record. Lineage: Eukaryota; Metazoa; Arthropoda; Malacostraca; Decapoda; Portunidae. Gene Ontology annotation, molecular function: 4-hydroxyphenylpyruvate dioxygenase activity. The coding region runs from base 159 to 1307 and encodes 382 amino acids. Gene Ontology annotation, cellular component: endoplasmic reticulum membrane; Golgi membrane. The transcript has 11 exons. Gene Ontology annotation, biological process: L-tyrosine catabolic process.